This is a messenger RNA of Pseudomyrmex gracilis, 1898 nucleotides long. RefSeq lists its product as uncharacterized. Lineage: Eukaryota; Metazoa; Arthropoda; Insecta; Hymenoptera; Formicidae. The transcript is spliced from 3 exons. The coding region runs from base 270 to 962 and encodes 230 amino acids. The record is from RefSeq and is a predicted model, not a curated record.
AAAAAAAAUAGUUUAUAGAUGUCAGCAAUUUCAGGAAUGUUUUAUUAUCGAUAUACGCAAUCGAGAUACGCGCUUCCGACUAAUAGUUUCGAGAGCGCAUUCGAACCUCAAAUUAUAGUUGUAAAAAAAUGUAAAAAAAAAAACGCAAGCAAAAAAUGAAUUGUAUAUAUAACCGAUAUGUGUUUGGCAAAUACCGCAACGGUGAGACAAAAGCGGGAACAAUGGAGUAAAAUUGUUGAAAAUAGAUGUACACUCUAAGCGUGUAAACAAUGGCAUCUACGGUCCUUUUACAACUCGAAGGGUUCCCACUUAUGUUGCUCGAAAUUGCCGCGGAAAACUUGUUCGUUCCCCGGACGUCGACGUUCGAUGAAAUUACAUUGAAAAAAACCAAAAUCAUGUUUCGCAUACUGGACUACGAAUGGAUAUCGUUGCUGCCGAAUCAAUCCGAUCGUCAUUCCCAUCGCGGCAACAGUGAACAACUCGAAAAGUUUUGUAGCGGCGCGUCCGUUGUUUUUCCCGUCCCGGCAAACUUCCACGAAAAAGAGGCUAGUGGCGUCGACGUUCAGCUCUGCGUGCACAAGGAAACCAGCGAGUAUUUCAAAAUGGACCGAUUCCAUAAAGUCGGUUUCAUCACCGUGCCCGUCGACGAUCUUCUGAACGACAUCGCGCGGCAACUCCGCGAGCGGAACAAAUGGGCGGAACACUUGUCGGACUUCUAUAACCAGCAGAUUAUCUCGAGGUCCACAAGUGGAACGUAUACUCUGCUGGACGGGGACUUCCAGGAGACCAAAGCUACAAUUUCGCUCCGCAUCCGAAUCAGUUAUCUCGACAAAUGCGUCAUGACGGAAAUAAUCUCGAGCGAAAUUAUAUCCAAACCGUCCGAGUCUUGCAUGCAGUUGGAGAACGAGGUUGUAGAACAGGAAGACGGGAACGAGAACAAAGACGAAGGCGCUUAUUCUUAGACGAAUGCCUCAGACUUAACUUCUAACUGAUUUAGUUGUUCGGGUGCGGAUUUUCUCUUGAAAAUUUCUUAUCUUUGAAAAGCGCGAAAAAUCCAGGUUUAUUAAAAAGAAUUUACUUCCUAAUAAAAAGAAACUGCAUUUUGUUAAAAGAGAAAAUGCAGUUACGUUUACAUCGCGCCAAAACAGUUUCGUUUUUCGACGAUUGGACAUGUAUUUUAUUCACGAAAAACGUGUGUUUUAUAUACAAAACAAACACGCGAUAAAAACACGCGUUUGUCGUUGAUGAAAGACUUUCAAACAGAGAAUGAUUCGUUUAUUCUCGCGAAUAUUCAACACGCGAGAGCGAAGGGCCGGGUAAUUAAUUAAAAAAAUAGCAGGCAAGCGUGCAUUUUCCCCCCGACCGUUUAAUUCUGUUGAAGAGCCUUUCAUUGAACUCUUAUCAUCAAACUCUGCACAUUUAAUACGAUAUUAAUUCGAAAUAAAAGUACGUUCGAAUUCUAAUUGUCAGUUUUAGUCGGGGGUUGGGGAAGGAGAACGUGUCCUCGACACAAAAACAAAAAACAAUGUUUUUUUUCUUUUAUAAUUCUGCAACAAAUAUUUCUCGAACAACAAAGUUAUUAUCGCGCGAGGAAAUCGGACAUGGGAAAAAUUAAACAACUUUAUCUGAUAUCGCGAGAGAAUGUUGAAUAACGCGCGUACCCCCCUGUCGCGCACCAAAAAAGGAGAUAUGUGAGAAAAAUACGAGAUUUCUUUUCUGCGCACAUGUCAAAGCGAAUGGCUGCCGCGAGAGCGAAAGCGAAAGGACACACGAUAAAGGACAACGGAACGGCUUUCAGAAAAGCGUUCUCCAACGUCGAGCAAAUCGAAGAAACACGACAACAAUCGGUAUCACGGAAAGAGGAAAGAGAAGACGUUCUUCUCCGCCUUCUCUUUCGU